AUGGCAAAUGACCCAGAUCUCAUGGACCAUCCAAACCUUCCGCAACCUGUUGAAAACAUGCAUAACCCUCAGAAACCUUUUACCAGGCAAAUCCCUCCACGCUCUUUACAUCAAAUCUCUCAUCCCUUCUUCAACUUACCUUUCCAACCACUUCAUCCUUCUCUACGCCAAAUGCGGCCACUUAGCCGCCGCCCACUACGCCUUUCACCAAACCCAAGACCCCAACACAUUCUCUUUCAACGCCAUCAUCGCUGCCUACGCUAAGGAAUCCUUCCCUUUUGUUGCCCAUCAACUGUUUGAUCAAAUCCCUCAACCAGACCUUGUUUCUUAUAACACUCUCAUUUCUGCGUAUGCAGAUUGUGGUAAGACUGAACCUGCAUUGGGGUUGUUUACAAAAAUGAGAGAGUUGGGUUUUGAAAUGGAUGGCUUUACUUUGUCCGGGGUGAUCACGGCUUGUUUAAAUGACUUGUUUUUGCUUAGGCAGUUGCAUUGCUUUCUGGUUUUCGGUGGGUUUGAUUCAUAUGCUUCGGUUAACAAUGCCUUGCUUUCAUGUUAUAGUAAAGAGGGCCUUUUAGAGGAGGCGAAGCGGGUGUUUUAUGGGAUGGGAGAGGGUAAAGAUGAAGUGUCGUGGAAUUCAAUGAUCGUGGCGUAUGGGCAGCAUCAAGAGGGAGCAAAAGCUUUGGCUCUGUUUCAGGAAAUGGUUAGGAUAGGAUUGGUUGUUGAUAUGUUUACUUUGGCCAGUGUUUUGACAGCAUUUACUAGUUUAAAGGACUUGUUAGGAGGGUUUCAAUUUCAUGCUAUGUUGAUUAAGACUGGCUUUCAUCAAAAUGCUCACGUUGGGAGUGGUUUGAUUGAUUUGUAUUCAAAGUGUGGAGGUGGUAUGUCGGAUUGUAGGAAAGUGUUUGAAGAGGUUUCUGGACCGGAUUUGGUUCUUUGGAACACUAUGAUUUCGGGGUAUUCGUUGAAUGAGGAGCUUGCUGAGGAGGCUCUUGAGUGUUUCCAGGAGAUGCAACGUGUUGGUUAUCACCCUGAUGAUUGUAGCUUUGUGAAUGUAAUUAGCGCAUGCUCCAAUUUGUCAUCUCCUUCUCAGGGAAGACAGAUUCAUGCACUAACUAUCAAAUCUGAAAUCCCUAAUCGAAUUCAAGUCCAUAAUGCCCUGGUUGCUAUGUACUCAAAAUGUGGAAAUCUUCAGGAUGCAAGACGGUUGUUUGAUAGGAUGCCAGAGCAUAAUACUGUCUCUUUGAAUUCAAUGAUUGCUGGUUAUGCACAACAUGGAAUUGGGAAGGAGUCAUUACUUCUUUUUGAGCAGAUGCUGGAGCGAAAUAUUUCCCCUACGAGCAUAACCUUCAUUUCUGUUCUCUCAGCAUGUGCUCACACAGGAAAACUUGAGGACGGUCAGAAGUUUUUCAACAUUAUGAAGGAAAAAUUUGGAAUUGAACCAGAAGUGGAACACUAUUCAUGUGUGAUUGAUCUUUUGGGUCGAGCAGGCAAGCUACGUGAAGCUGAGAGGCUUAUAGAGACUAUGCCAUUUAGCCCUGGCUCAAUUGGUUGGGCUGCACUGCUUAGUGCUUCUAAAAUGCACGGAAACAUAGAACUAGCAUCAAAGGCCGCAAACCAGCUUCUUCAGCUGGAACCUUCAAAUGCUGUACCUUAUGUCAUGCUUGCAAAUAUGUAUGCCAGCAGCGGCAAAUGGGAAGAGGUGGCUACAGUUAGAAAGCUUAUGCGAGACAGAGGCGUAAGGAAGAAACCAGGUUGUAGUUGGAUUGAGGUGAAUAAAAGAAUUCAUGUGUUUGUGGCUGAAGAUAUUUCACACCCGAUGAUCAAAGAAAUUUACGAUUACUUGGAGGAGGAGAUGGGGAAGAAGAUGAGGCUAGCUGGCUAUGUUCCCGAUCUGAGAUGGACUUUGGUCAAGGAUGACGAGAUAGAGCCUGGAGAGAAGGAGAUAAGGUUGGGUCAGCAUAGCGAGAAGCUAGCUGUUGCAUUUGGGCUGCUUUCAACGAAAGAUGGGGAGCCUAUUCUUGUGAUUAAAAACCUGAGAAUAUGUGGAGACUGCCAUAAUGCCAUCAAGUUUAUUUCUGCCAUUGCUGGGAGGGAAAUCACUGUAAGGGAUACCCGUCGGUUUCAUUGCUUCAAGGAUGGGAAGUGUUCUUGCGGGGAUUAUUGGUAAUGCUUUUAGACUCGGCUGCCAGUGACCACAAACUCCAAUUCCCUAACCUGUAACUAUCUAUUCAUUGAUUCCUUGUUACGAAUUGUCGGGCCGAUGAUUGUAAAACGUGCGACGACUGAUUUUUAUUAUAGGAAUCCAAAAUAUUUUAUUGAAGGGUUGGA
Messenger RNA from Theobroma umbraticum, 2328 nucleotides. Its product is annotated as Pentatricopeptide repeat (PPR) superfamily protein. Gene Ontology annotation, biological process: RNA modification. Lineage: Eukaryota; Viridiplantae; Streptophyta; Magnoliopsida; Malvales; Malvaceae. The record is from RefSeq and is a predicted model, not a curated record. Gene Ontology annotation, molecular function: protein binding; zinc ion binding; RNA binding.